Juglans microcarpa x Juglans regia is the source of this 3033-nucleotide messenger RNA. RefSeq lists its product as uncharacterized. NCBI's taxonomy places the organism in Eukaryota, Viridiplantae, Streptophyta, Magnoliopsida, Fagales, Juglandaceae. Bases 231 to 2762 code for a protein of 843 amino acids. The transcript has 18 exons. The record is from RefSeq and is a predicted model, not a curated record.
UAAUAGCGCACAUUCGGCCUGCCUUUUUCAUUUGCCUCUCUCUGUUUCUCCGAGGCACUGCUUGGAAAUUUCCACCUCCGCCAUACGGAGGGCUCUCUCUCUCUUUCGAUAUUCAGUUGGAGAAAAACAAGAAAAUCAAGAAACAGGACUCCGAGAUUCCCCACAAAAUUCAACGAAGAACUGAAUCACAGCCUCUCCAGUCACCACUUAAACCGAUCCAGUUCUCGUCAAUGAAGGCCACCAAAGCCCUCAACCCCUCUGUCAUCACCUUCGACCACAAAAGGGACGCCUAUGGGUUUGCUGUGAGACCUCAACAUGUACAAAGAUACCGUGAAUAUGCUAGUAUCUACAAGGAGGAAGAGGAAGAAAGAUCAGAUAGGUGGAGGUCUUUCCUGGAAAGGCAAGCAGAGGCAGCUCAACUACCUGAAAAUGGAUUAUUAACCGAAGAAGAUAAAAAAACCAAAGAUGCUGGAGCUUCAGAACAAGAAGCAGACACCAGUUCAGAGAAGGUAGUUGAAGGAGACGACUUAAGUGGCCAGAAGCUUGGUUCAGAUGAUUUGGCUGAAAAUGGUGCCAGAAAGGAGGAGUUGUCUUCAGCUAAGGGGACAAAAACUCACAAGGCCCAUAUUUGGACUGAGAUUAGACCAUCUCUUUGUGCCAUUGAAGACAUGAUGAGCAUUCGUGUAAAGAAGAAAACCAAUUUAUUAAAAUAUGAGCAAUGCACUGGAAGUGGAAAGCCACUUGCUUCUCCCAUUGAGGAGUCUAGAUCCUCUAAAGGAGCAUCUGAGGAGGAUUCUGAGGAUGAGUUUUAUGAUGCGGAGAGGUCUGAUCCUAUUCAAGAUGUUCCUCAUAGUGAUACUGUCAGUGCUCCUGCUACUGUUGCUGCUACUGAUGUGGUCCCUCUAGAAUUAUUGUUUCCUUGGAAAGAAGAGUUAGAAGUUCUUGUUCGUGGUGGAGUGCCUAUGGCUCUCAGAGGGGAGCUUUGGCAAGCUUUUGUGGGUGUGAAAUCACGUCAUGUCGAGAAGUAUUACCAGGAUCUUCUAGCUCCAGAAAGUUAUUCUGGCAAUAGCACAGAACACAAUGGCAAGCAGUUAGACAAUAACAGUGAAGGAUUAACUACAGAUACUGUGUGCAUUCCAGAGAAAUGGAAAGGGCAAAUUGAGAAGGAUUUGCCUCGAACAUUCCCGGGCCAUCCUGCUCUUGAUGUGAAUGGUAGAAAUGCUUUGAGGCGCUUACUUACAGCAUAUGCUAGACAUAAUCCCUCUGUUGGGUACUGCCAGGCCAUGAAUUUCUUUGCUGGCUUAUUACUUCUUUUGAUGCCUGAAGAAAAUGCUUUUUGGACCUUGCUGGCAUUAAUUGAUGACUAUUUUGAUGGCUAUUACUCAGAGGAAAUGAUAGAGUCUCAGGUCGACCAACUUGUUUUUGAGGAGUUGGUGCGAGAGAGAUUUCCAAAAUUGGUCAAUCAUCUAGAUUACCAGGGAGUGCAGGUGGCUUGGGUUACUGGACCUUGGUUCCUUUCCAUUUUUAUGAACAUGCUUCCAUGGGAAAGUGUUCUUCGAAUCUGGGAUGUGCUUCUUUUUGAAGGAAACCGGGUCAUGCUAUUUAGGACGGCACUUGCUUUGAUGGAGUUAUAUGGUCCUUCUUUAGUUACAACUAAGGAUGCUGGAGAUGCAGUUACUUUGCUGCAAUCACUGGCUGGCUCAACAUUUGAUAGCAGUCAACUUGUGCUGACUGCUUGCAUGGGUUACCAAAAUGUAAAUGAAACUCGAUUGCAAGUCUUGAGAAAUAAACAUCGACCAGCAGUAAUAACUGCACUUGCAGAAAGAUCAAAGGGGCUUCAAGUUUGGAGGAAUUCUCAGGGUUUGGCAUCUAAGUUGUAUGGGUUUAAGCAUGAUCCUAAAUCAAUGAUAAUAGAAGCCAAUAAAACAGAAAAAUCGGUUGAUACACAAACAAAUGGUAGUUUGUCUCGUUCGGAGUCUGGGUCCACUAAUGCAGAUGAAAUCAUUAUUAGCCUUACUGGGGGUGAAGAGAUCGAUUCUGCCAAAGAACUUCAAGAGCAGGUGUGGUUGAAGGUUGAAAUGUGUAAGUUGCUGGAGGAGAAAAGAUCAGCUGUACUCAGAGCUGAGGAAUUGGAGACGGCUUUGAUGGAAAUGGUCAAGCAGGACAAUCGGCGGCAAUUGAGCGCCAGGGUUGAGCAGUUAGAGCAUGAGGUUUCUGAACUUCGCAGUGCCCUUUCAGAUAAGCAGGAACAAGAAAAUGCUAUGCUUCAGGUCUUAAUGCGGGUAGAGCAAGAGCAAAGGGUAACAGAAGAUGCCCGCAGGUUUGCUGAGCAAGAUUCAGCAGCACAAAGAUUUGCUGCUCAAGUGCUUCAGGAAAAAUAUGAAGAGGCCACUGUUUCACUUUCUGAAAUGGAGAAGAGAGUGGUUAUGGCAGAAUCAAUGCUGGAGGCUACCUUGCAGUACCAAAGCGGUCAAGUUAAAGCACAACCCUCUCCACGAUCUUCACACCCAGAUUCUUUAACAGUACGAAGCAAUCAAGAGUCUGCACAAGAUCUGCCUGUGAGAAAAACUGGCUUGCUAGCUCACCCUUUUGGACUUGGCUGGCGAGAUCGGAACAAGGGGAAACAAACUAACAUUGAGGAGCCAAUUGAUGGUGGAAAAUCUACCAGUGAGGGACAGAGUCCCAGCCCACAACGAAACGAUGCUAAUGGUGUGGAAGACAGAGUAGAGAAUAACAGGUUUAUUAGAAUGAUACUCAAAUAGGUAUACUCAUUUCAAUGCCCCAGUUCCAAUAUGCUUUUGGCUUGGUGGAUAUCUCAUGCAUCAAUGUCAGUUCAGGUAGCAGAUAGAUUUUAGUUUUCUUAUCUUUAAAUUUGAUUAGACAACCUUCAUAGAGCACAUAGCCAUUCAUUAUUUGUUUGUCCAUUAAAUAGUUGUAAUAAUAGGACAGUGAAGAAUAGAAUGUAAGAAAAAACACGAAAUCGGUGGUUACGUAAUUGUAUAGUCUUUGCAGUAGUAUCUUGUAUUGCUUCGA